Messenger RNA from Frankliniella occidentalis (western flower thrips), 3853 nucleotides. RefSeq lists its product as uncharacterized. NCBI's taxonomy places the organism in Eukaryota, Metazoa, Arthropoda, Insecta, Thysanoptera, Thripidae. The transcript is spliced from 15 exons. Bases 332 to 3229 code for a protein of 965 amino acids. The record is from RefSeq and is a predicted model, not a curated record. Gene Ontology annotation, cellular component: membrane.
UGAGGUCCGCGGAAUUGCUCCCCGUCUGUGGGCACGAGGAUGAUGCGAGACACUCUUUACAACGAGUCACUCAGGACUUCCCCGCCCCCUCCCCGCGGUGUAUCUCUCGAGAGCAGAGGUUUCGCCUGGUGGGUGGCGGCUUUCUAGGCGCAGUUGGCGGCGCACUUCGCACUAAAGACAACUUUAUCGGGUUAAACGGGGCGCUCUCCCCUCCCAGCCUAAUCUUUGUUAGCCCCGAGUUUUCCUCCGCGGUGCUCGUGGGCGCCAGUAGCCCCGCAGCAUCAGCAGCCCACAUGAUCUCAUCGCGCAGCCUUGGCAGGUAGCAUUUGAGAUGGCACACUCUCCGACCGGGGGGCAGAGCCAAAUGGACAAUGGGGAUACUAAUGAGAACGACGCACCGGAAAAGACUGAGAAAACUAGCGGGGAUACAAGGGGAAAGGACAGGAAGGACAAGACAGAACUAAGACAAAGAAAGGUCGAAAACGAUGCGGAUGUGAAAAAAUUGAAGGGAGAAAGAGGGGCGAAAAAAGACGAUGAGGCAACGGACGAUAUAAAGGGGGACGGUUACGUUGGCGAGAGGAAGGAGGUAAAGGAAAAGGACAUAAAAAGGGAACAAAAAGUAAAAGAGGCCGGAAAGGCGAACGGAUGUGAAAAGGGCAAGGAAAAUGAUGAAGACAAAGACAAGGAGAAGGAAGAUUCUGAAGGAGAGAAAACACCGACGAUGUUCGAGAAGAUCUGCUAUAAAAUGAACAUCAACCCAAACUUAGUAAUGCUCAAAAUCACUCUCUUCAUGAUGUACGGAGCAACCGCUUCGUUACUUCCAUACCUUACCAUCCACAUGCAAAGUAUUGGACUGACAGUAGAAGAGAUAGCAAUAGUUUACCUCGCCCUACCACUCACCACUUUCCUCAGUCCCCCAGUUACAGGCUUUCUAGUGGACAAGAUAGGUAACUACAAGCCAGUGGUGAUCUUCACUCUGGUCCUGAACGCGGCUUUCCAUCACUCCUUGCUGCUCAUCCCGGCCAUGGAGACCCCGGGCGUCAUGCCAGCUGCCUAUGUGAUGCGCCAUCCCGUCACCGGGAAAGUGGACGUGUGGUGGUCGCCGUGCCCGAGCCGCGAGUGUCCCGAGGCGGAGGAGCUUGACCUGGUGCUGGACGACUGCCUGGACCACUGCCUGCUGCUGGAGCCCGAGGCCAAGCCCAAGAAGAAGACCCUCCUCCAGGAGAUCCACCAAGGCAUCGCUGUCCGCCCGCCCACGCUGCUGCCGGAGAAGGAGAAGCCCCCACCCACCAAGGAGGAGGCGGACAAGGUCAUGCUGGGGCAAAAGGGCCCUGGAGGUCCCAACGAUGGCCUUAACUUUACUUCCAAACCCAGUAAGAAGACCAAGAAGAGCAACUCUACGAGCAGCAUCCUGCUCCCAAAUGCCACCGAGACCACCACCAAGCGGCCGGCAGACACUCCUCGGGUGUACUUCAUGCUGGACAUGCACCCCGAUCUCGAGCCUCCGAUCGAACAGCUAGGUAUUGAGAUGGAGCAGGAGGAAAACGAGACGGUGAGCGACUUCAGCGCGCACUUCAGCCAGAAGCUGAUGGAAGACGCGGGAGUCAACUACACGACGCUGCUGGAGGAGGACCUGCGGUGUGGGGGCGCCGUGCUCGCCACCAACCUGACGUACAAGACGCUCACCGAGCUGGCGGCCGACUGCAUGCUGCAGAAGUGCAGCUUCCGCGAGGGCGGGCCGGAGCUCUGCCCGCCGGACUUCAAGGAGAGCGACGACCGCAUCUUCUGGAUCUAUUUCCUGCUGCGGUUCGUGGCCACCAUCAUGCUGUCGGCGGGGGUCACCAUGCUGGACCCCAUCGCGCUCACCAUGAUCCAGCGCUAUGGCGGCCAGUUUGGCCGCGAGCGGCUCUUCUCCUCCAUCGGCAUGGCCAUCUUCUCCCCGAUCAUCGGGCUCAUCAUCGACCAGAGCAGCCGCAACGGCGUGACCGACUACUCGUCCGCGUUCUACGCGUACGACGUGCUGCUGGCCGUCUCGUGCGUGACGCUGGCGCUCAUGCCCAUCGGCGGCGGCAUGCCCGCCGACAACAUCCUGCAGGACCUGCUGCGCCUGCUGCGCAUGCCGCACGUCAUCUGCUUCAUCGUCUUCCUCUUCUGGCUCGGCAACUUCUGGGGCUUCAUCGAGAGCUUCCUCUUCCUGUACCUCAAGGAGCUGGGCGCGCCCAACUACCUGCUCGGCAUCACCGUCACCGUCGGCACGCUGAGCAGCAUCCCGUUCCUGUACGGCGCCGACAAGAUCACCCACAAGUUCGGCCACGUCAACGUCAUCGUCCUCGCCUUCUUCUCGCACGCCGCCCGGCUCAUGGGCUACUCCUUUAUCGAGCGGGCGUGGUGGUGUUUCCCCUUCGAGGCGAUCGAGUCGCUCGCCGUGCAUCUCAUGUGGGUGGCUGCGGCCACCUACUGCAGCAUCCUCGCGCCCAAGACCCUCCUCGCCACGCUCAUCGGCGUCCUGGGCAUGGCGCACUUCAGCUUGGGUCGCGGCUCCGGGUCGUUCGUGGGCGGGCUCCUCAUCGGCACGGUGGGCACCCGCAAGGCCUUCCGUAUCAUGGGGCUGCUGGCGUGCGCGGGCGGCGCGCUCUACGGCCUGCUGCACCUCUUGUGGCUCAAGAAGUACGACAAACAGAUGGACAAGGACCUUGAAGAGGGCGAGGGAGACCGGCUAAACGGGGACGGCGACGCGGACGGCGACGCGGACGACGAGGAGGAGGGCCCCAUCACCAAGAUGUCCCUGGAGCGCCUGAGCCUCAUGAUCCAGUUCAACAUGCGCGGCUCCGUCACCUCCCUGGACGGGCUGCGCGGCGCUGCGGGGGGCACCUCCGUGUCGCGGCCCGACUUGCGCUCCUCUCGACAGUCCAUCGAGCGUCGCGGUUCGGCUGUCGAGAACUACCGGGCCGGCGGCAGGGGCAGCGUGUCGAGGACGGACUUGCGCAAGUCCGCCUUGGAGAUCAACCACCUCCAAGCCACUCUUCGCUCGUCGAACCCGCAGCUCAUCAGUCGUGCCCCUUCAAUCAAGGUGCUCACUCCCCAGGCGCUUCGCAAGAAUCAGCGCAACCUGUCGGUUAGCGCCCUCGGCCUGGAAUCAAGAAGGGAUUCGAUUCGUGAAGAGGAAGAGCAUGACGAGCCGAAACAGGUCCAGCCUGACGCCACGGGGUCAGAGCCCAUGAAGACUUAGGAAACAGGUGUAAUAAUUAAAGUUAACUAUUUCGAAAAUGCAGCUCUUUAUUGAUGAUCUGAAUCAAUAAAUACCGCCAUGCAAGCCAUUAGCAAACAUUCAAUAAAUCAACACAAUAACACGGUCUGCAGCCGCAUCAAAUGACACCACUUCAAAAACUCAAGCUACUUUCUUUGAGCCUAAUUUCUGUACAAAUAAUGUAUUAAAAUCUAUACCUACUUUGCAUUCGUUAGUGUACACCAAAAAUUACACACAGCUACUCAUAUGAAAGAUCAACACUGUUAACUUAAUGUUAAAUACCAAAAUUUGGGAGGGUAAACACCAAAAUUUUGUAGAAAACAAUAAAAGUGAAAUAAAACAUCAAAAAAACACUGAAUAUUUUUUAAAGAACAACAAUGGUUCUCAGUUCAUUUCAUCCAAAAAGUGAUGCGUUAGAAUCAAUUACCUUGGAAGACCUUGUGACACAAAAAAUGGUUGAAAAACACAUUGGCACGUGGUCACGCACAUGCUCCUUCGUCAUUGGCAAUAUCGAAUUUCCUCUGAGAGGAUUGAAUUUAAUCAUGUGUAGCUCAUAAUUGUAGUAGAACAAUGUUUUUAUGAAAAAAAAAAGAGAAAAAAAAAACA